AUUAUUAACUACCGCCCUUAUUUACUGUCUGCAGGGUGACCGAACCGCCUCGACUGUUACGAAACAUUGGGCCCAUUCAUAAAACAGACCGGUUCACGGAUUGAGGCACGCAGUAGUCGAAGAAGUCCUAUAAUGCGCGUACCUUUGGGUACCCGACGGAGCUUGCUAACUAAAGCAUAUCAUUGGGGAAAAUAAUUCAUUCCGGUCCAAACUUUCUUUCGUACGGGUUUUCUUUUUUGCUAUUUUAGCAAUGACACGCAUCAGUUCGAUCGGUUCGGCCGCCCGUAGUACGCAUGUCAUGUGGGGCACGCUUCAUACUCCUGGCAUACGGCUCCUGGCAGAGAGAUGGUUGGUGUGCCGCCAUGAGUUUGUGUCGGUCGGUAAAUGCUCCACUGGCAUCCCUAUUCUUUACUUCGCAAGACCGUUCACCACCACCAUCGAUACGUCAGAGCUUCCAUUUAGGAAAGCUCCGAUCCAUUUUGGGGGAUGUAUUCGUAAAGUACUGGCCACGUCCAGAGCUUUCCAUCCAUCACCGCCUUUGCGUGUGUGUGUGACGCUUUUCCUCACGACGAGCAGCAUCAACAGCGAAUGCGCAAUGCUGGUUGAAAGCACUUGAAAGCUCGCUAGCAUAAAUUGCGUGCGGAAAGGACGAAACAGGACACGGGAAGAAUGCCGAUGGUGCUUGCCUUAUGCGAGUGAGCUUAUUCGUUCUUCGGACUUCUGUUGAAACAGACCAAAGUCGGUUGUUCGGUUUUGUCACAAAACGUGGUGUAGCUGGUUGGUGUUCAGUGGACAGAAGCAAUUUCCCGUAUCUCUCCUCACCAGUCGCAUCCGGAUUCGAUCGCCACGUGAACAUGUUUUCCGGAUUAACGAAUCAAGUGACCUCGUGGAUUGGGGCGGCCAAGGGCGAACCGCAGGACGAGGAAGUCCCGACACCCCCGAACUCGGCCGCAACCACUGCGACAGCGACGACUUCCGGCGCUACAGCCGCCGCCACCGCCGCAUCAACGACUGCAGCAGCUGCAGAUGCAACUGGCGUAGCAGCAGCGGGUGGAGACGGUGGUGACAAAAGCCCAACCAAAGGCGGUGUAUUUUCUGGCGUGUCGUCGAAGGUAACGGGAUGGCUUGGCAACGCGUCGAUCCCCUCGAUGCCAGCAAUACCGACGGUUUCGAUGCCCGCCAUGCCAGCGAUGCCUUCGAUGCCCUCGAUCCCGGGACUGCGCAAGGCGAACCAGACAGACGAGAACGGUGGCAUCACGAACGAGGGUCUGGUCACGUCGCCCGAGAAGGCUAGUCAAGGUAUUGCCGGCUCGACGGAUGCUGCCGAUGAGGAGGACCGGUCAAGGUAUAUUAGCAGACCGCAGGAAAGUGCCACGGGAGGAGCUGAUUCACGUCCCGCUACCGGCCCCGGAACACCAACCGAGGAAAAUGCUGGACAGAUUGGACAGGUUACACAUAAAGUUACUGCUGGUGCUAAAUCGAUUGGCUCAUUCCUGUACUCUUCGUUCAAUAAAGCUGGUGAUAAGAUCAAGCAUCUAAAAGAUAACAGUAUUCUGGGUGAAUUCAGCAAGGAACAGGAAGCAUUUAUCAAAAAUCAACAAGGCGGUGGAGCUGCCGGUGUGUGUCCGUGGACUGGUCACGCUAACGAGGCAAAGAUCAAGGAAGAAAUUCUCAGUUUGUCUGCUGAUCGCCGAAAUUUCGUCCGAGCACCGCCGGCAGGUGUUGAGUUUGAUUUUGACUACGACUCGUCAUACCCGGUAGCAUUGGCCAUUAUGAACGAUGAUAAGGAACUGGAAAAGAUGCGAUUCGAGUUGGUUCCCAAAAUUAUCACGGAAGAAAGCUUCUGGCGUAACUACUUCUAUCGCGUAUCCCUGAUAUGUCAAGCGGCCGACUUGGGUACAUUGGGCGAUAAUAACGAGUUCGUUAAACGGGGCGCCAGUGAAGAUACGGAGGCCUAAAGAAGUAUAUAGAAGUACGAUACAAAAAAACCGUAAAUGCUACCGUAAUCGCACUUACUCUUUAUUGUAAAGGAUGGUGAAGUAUCUCAAUACGAGCAAGAAAACCACAGCAUCUCUUAUAUUACACGUUACAGAACUACACGUUGUACGAUAUAGAAAGACUAAUGCGGAAAGGCGCAGAAAGGGAGAAACGGUUACGAGCAGGCAAAAUGGCAAACGGCAAAGUAAAAGACAUACAACUGGAACUGGUGCAUAAUACUGAAUCUUCUUCUUCGUCAACUCGAAACAGUAGAUGCAGAACAACUUACAGUAUCUAUGUUUUCGCAGGCGCGCCUAGACAAACAGAAACUCGGAACGGAAGUAUAAACGGGCAUUUGUCUGGGCAAUUGCGAACCUAUUUAAAAUUAUUAAAAUACAAACCAACAGCAACAUAUGCGAACCGAAAGGACUAACCGUGAACCGGGUAACGGCGUGCGCGGAUAAAAUGUUAAUAAUAUAUGAGAUAACAAAUUAUACACGCCACUGCAAUGUAUAUCGAUAUCGAGUGGUCAAACAUAUUGAAAUUAAACCAAAAAAUCUGAAGAAGAGCAGCGCACUUCACUACAAGGAGCAACAUGGAAAUAUUUUGUUGGCCGCAGGGAAGACUUAAGCCACACAAACACACACAUACACACACCCACUUAAAUCAUGAUUAAAAGAGAGAUGGCGAAAGAAGAACACUAAAUAAACCCACGUUUAAGCUAAUUAUACACGCGGUAGUCAGCCAGUCAGUUGAGUGGCGGAAAAUUCUUGUCGGGGUCCGUCACCACUAACCUUCCCGAAGCAAACGAAACACUCACACAACUAAACACACACAGACACACACACAUAUUAUAUUAUCGGAAUCAAUUAGUAACAAUUUCACGACAAAGACAAUUAAUGCACGUAAUGCAGGACACACUGAAAGACAAAGGAAAACCAACCCUCGAACACGAAUCUCCUUUACAAAAAAGAGACGUGCCCAGUAUAAAUAAAUUUACCAAACAUCGACCUGUACUUACGUUAGUUAUCUAGCUAUGAUAAUCUGUUUAAAAGUGAAACAUUAACGACAAAGCAGAAGCAGAAGCGAAACGAAAAAAGCAACCAUAUAGAGCAAAUGGGCGGGAAAAAAAAUAGGACAUGAUGAGGAAAGGGAGCGGAUCUUAUAUCGAGUAAAAUCAGAGUAUUUAUUGUUGUUGUUUCCCAGUGCUUAGAGUAAAUCUUUAUGUGAGAGAAUACGUGGAACGUAGCAGAAGUCACACAUCACAAACAAUGCCAGUCCCCUCCCCCCGGUUUUUACAUGCAAUCUUCAUCGCGAAUAUGAGCAUGAUCAAGCGAAUAGCAAAGACACACAAACACACAAAAUUGGGACUAAUCAAACCCAUUCGAUCAAAUCUCAACACUAAAACGAAGAACAAGGUGAGGCCAUGUAGAGGUUGCGGCAGGAAAAAAAAUGCAUCGCAUGUCUUGAAAGUCCUUAAAAACAGCUAGGACAGGUCUUCCUAGUCCUCCGAUGAGGAUUGCCACUUGGUGUGGACACUUCAGAGUUUCCUCACUAAGGUUACAUGUUUUGGAUGGAUUGUUUUUCAGCAUAUCCGGAAAUCCAGAGAUCUCAUUUGAAACUUUCCCUCGAACGAACGACUGACUGUCCAGCUACAAGUCAGGGAAGAAUGGAUCAAGAAAGGCAGAAAUGUAAUAGGCCAAUACCGAGAUAUAGUGUCAAAGACACUGCGACAACCUCGAGAUGUAGUGACUACAUCAGAGACUACCUUGAGUUGUAGUGUCAAAGUAAAAGAGUUAGAAGAGAUGAUUCUGGACUGCUAGGCGACCACAAUCCUUUAGGUCGAAUUUGACAUAUGACAAGGGACUCGGUCCUGUUCCAGAACAACGUCAUGAUUUUCAACUAAUUUUGCUAUCUCAAGGCCAAGGAUCUGGCCCUUGGAAAUACCGAUAUGGACCUUGAAGUUCAUGCCAAUGACUGAUUCAGAUGGCAUUUUUAAGUCAUAGUUUAAGUCAGGCUUGCCUGGUGAAAUGAAGCGAUCUGUGAAAAUAGCGAUCUGGGCUAUUGUAAGCAGCAUCGGCCAUGAACAGCUUUUUGUCAAAGCAUAGGAUUCUACUACUUCCAAGAAUCCAAGGAUAGAUCUUUAUUCUUCUCUGUUGGGCGUUUCGUUUGUGGCUCUGAAAGUUGUAGUCCUAGAAGAAGCCUUCCUUGGUGAUUUACUCUUCGCAUUUUUUCAGAGACGUUGAGACGCAUGCUCGGUCCUAGGACCUCUUCAUGCCAACCCUUCAUUCCUUGGGACAUUUUUAGCCCGAUAAGUUGUGGCCAAAAGUCAUUGACAAUAUUUUUCGCCUGCCGCCCUGUACGAGUAUGAACCAACAACAUUUCAACACUAAAACAAAGAACACGCAAUUACACACACACAAACACGCGCGCGCUCUUCACUUCAAUAAGUGUUCCUUGCUGUCUAGGUGUGACUUGCUGUCCUUCUUACUUCUUCGUAACGUUUCCGGCCGUGCAGGCAUGGAAAGGGUGUUGCGUGCCGAUUAGUGUCUCUGUGUCUGUCAGUCAUGAUCAUAAUCUUGCCAUAUUUGCUGAAACGUUUCCCAUCGCGAACGAUCGUCGAUACGUUAUUUCGUUAACUGGGGUAUGGAAUGGAGGAAAGAUGGAGUUAGCUGUUGCGUUACAAUACGUUGAAACUAAAACUUUAAAUCAAUCAAUGCGUUCAAAGUUCAAUUAGUUCGUGAUUCAUGAAAGGGCUGUGGAUUUUAAUGGUAUCGCAAAACCAUAAUGUUGUUGAUGAAUGAUGGUGUCAUUUGUGGCUUUUGCUUUAAAAUCGAUCGAAUGCUUUAUUACCUUCGUUAUCUCAUGACCCACCGAAAAGACAUUACAUUCCCAACAUGGCACCGUUAUCAUUCCCUCACACUUGUUUCGAAUCCUGCCCAUCACGUUUUGUAUUGUUACAACCUAAUUAAAGCAGUACUUCAACUCUACAAUGGGUGAUGUGUGUUACGUUUUUAAAUGAUUGAAUUGUCGGACAGUAUUGGCCGGGAACCGGGAGAAAGCGAAACAAAAACAAACAAACAAAACAAACAAAAAUCUGUAGCAAUAAGAAAUAUGUAUAUGGAUGUUAAAGUUGAUCUUCCAUUUUUCCAUGUAAAGCAUACUCACCAUUCUCCACGCUUAUGCCUCCACUCAGCAUAGAGCAGUAAUAUCACUAUCAAACCAGAAUCACUCAUCGGUGCUGUACCGUGCUAGUUUGUGUUGUUUGUUUGUGUUGCGUUAUUCUAUGCCCAGACUAAUUACAAAACAAGAGUGUCAGCCUAGAGAAUCAUUCCACAACGAAAUGAUAAGGCCCGAAGGAUUCGUGUAGUAUAUUUGCGUUGCCAUUUGCUUCAAGCAAUGUCCCCUAACCUUAAUGGCGCAACGCGACAAAAGGGUAUGGGUAUUGGAAAUCAAUCCAACAACAUAAAACCCCCCGGGGAAAAAAGGUGCAGCACAUUGCAAAACAAAUCCCAGCCACGAAACCCACAUCAAAGCAGGCAUGUUACAGAGUAAUAUCAGCACAGCAGCGAAAGCAGAGCCAGUAUUCUUACCAUAAACGCUAGUAUAUGAAGAGAUAAAUCAGAGUUUUCGAUGUUAUGCAUUUGCGUUGAUUCUAUUACCCUAGACCAGUAUAUUUGCACUUAAUGAAUGCGCAACUGCAGCAAAAAGAAAAAGAAAAAACAAACGCGCCAUAAUAAUUAUCAUGAGAAUGGCACAUCGGAGCGAGGUUCGGCUUCCCGAUGUUGCCGGAUCUGGCAUCCUUCGGCCUGCAGGCCAGAGCAGCCCGUGUCCAGCAAACCAGCAUCCCUCUGUGCAACGUCUGCUGCGCGAGGCGUGGCCCAGCAGCGGGAUCCGCCAUCGAUGCCAACAACGAUGAGGGAAUGAUGCAACCGAACGGGGAUCGAACGGAACCGCGCUUCGUAGAUAUUGGUUUUAAGGAGCAUAGCAGCAGCAGCAGGCAAGAAAAAACGAAAAAAGGAUGUAAAAAAGCUACAGAGAUAUGACAAUACAACCGAAAACGUGAUGCAACAUUAAAACAAAACGAUGUGCGAAACCAAAGGAUAAGAAGAGAAAACGAAAAAAAAACAACAACAUAUAUUUAAACGUAACGAACACAACAAAAAAAGAAAACAAAGUAAGAAAAAAAACAUCAAGUAUGUGAAAUGGAGUUCACCAGCAAAAACAAAAAAAUAUCUAAUUCUCCUUACCCCCUCAAAAGCAAAAAAAAAA
Molecule: messenger RNA, 6249 nt
Organism: Anopheles stephensi (Asian malaria mosquito)
Lineage: Eukaryota; Metazoa; Arthropoda; Insecta; Diptera; Culicidae
Gene: Sap47
Product: synapse-associated protein of 47 kDa
Exons: 10
Coding region: 690-1958 (422 amino acids)
Cellular component (GO): synapse; cytoplasm
Source: RefSeq, a predicted model, not a curated record